Rhinolophus ferrumequinum (greater horseshoe bat) is the source of this 5008-nucleotide messenger RNA. RefSeq names its product SRY-box transcription factor 12 (gene SOX12). The coding region runs from base 376 to 1323 and encodes 315 amino acids. The transcript has a single exon. Lineage: Eukaryota; Metazoa; Chordata; Mammalia; Chiroptera; Rhinolophidae. The record is from RefSeq and is a predicted model, not a curated record. Gene Ontology annotation, molecular function: RNA polymerase II cis-regulatory region sequence-specific DNA binding; DNA-binding transcription factor activity, RNA polymerase II-specific. Gene Ontology annotation, biological process: positive regulation of transcription by RNA polymerase II; anatomical structure morphogenesis; negative regulation of transcription by RNA polymerase II.
AAGACACUGGAAGACGGCGGGGCGGGGAGCGGCGCGCGCGGGCCGCGGCAGAGCAGGAGGCUGCAAGGAGAGCCCGCGGGAGCAUUGGGGGUGCGAUUCCUCCGCCCCUGCAAAACAAUGUGUGGCGUGCAGUGGGGCGCAACUUGCCGGAGGCGGCGGGGGCGCGCGGAGCCUGCCUGAGACCGCGCCACUGACCUUCUCCCCCCGCCGUCCGUUGGGCGAGAGCGCCCAGCUCCUCGCUCCCCAGCUCGCGGGGGCCGGGCCGAGCUGCGGGGCGGGGCCGCCCCUCCGUCGCUGCUGCCUCCUCCCCCACCCCCAGCCGCGGAGGAUGCGGACGGCCCCCGGCGGCGUCUAGCGGCCCCGGGCCCAGGCGCGAUGGUGCAGCAGCGGGGCGCGCGGGCCAAGCGGGACGGCGGGCCGCCGCCCCCGGGGCCCGGGACGGCCGAGGAGGGGGCGCGUGAGCCCGGCUGGUGCAAGACCCCGAGCGGCCACAUCAAGAGACCAAUGAACGCGUUCAUGGUGUGGUCUCAGCACGAACGGCGGAAGAUCAUGGACCAGUGGCCCGACAUGCACAACGCCGAGAUCUCCAAGCGCCUGGGCCGCCGCUGGCAGCUGCUGCAGGACUCGGAGAAGAUCCCGUUCGUGCGGGAGGCGGAGCGGCUGCGCCUCAAGCACAUGGCGGAUUACCCGGACUACAAGUACCGGCCGCGCAAAAAGAGCAAGGGGGCGCCCGCCAAGGCGCGGCCCCGCCCCCCCGGCGGUGGCGGCAGUGGUGGCAGCCGGCUCAAGCCCGGGCCGCAGCUGCCUGGCCGUGGCGGCCGCCGAGCGGCGGGUGGGCCUUUGGGGGGCGGCGCGGCGGCGCCCGAAGACGACGACGAGGACGACGACGAGGAGCUGCUGGAAGUGCGCCUGGUCGAGACCCCCGGGCGGGAGCUGUGGAGGAUGGUCCCGGCGGGGCGGGCGGCCCGGGGACCAGCGGAGCGCACCCAGGGGCCGUCGGGCGAGGGGGCAGCUGUCACCACCGCCUCCCCGACUCCGUCGGAGGACGAGGAGCCAGAGGAAGAGGAGGAGGAGGUGGCGGCGGCGGAGGAAGGCGAAGAGGAGACGGUGGCGUCGGGGGAGGAGCCGCUGGGCUUUCUGUCCAGACUGCCCCCCGGCCCCGCCGGCCUGGACUGCAGCGCCCUGGACCGCGACCCGGACCUGCCGCCUCCCUCGGGCACGUCGCACUUCGAGUUCCCGGACUACUGCACCCCCGAGGUUACCGAGAUGAUCGCGGGGGACUGGCGCCCGUCUAGCAUCGCCGACCUGGUUUUCACCUACUGAGCCCACCGUCAGCGGGGCGCGCACGCCCCCAAACCAGCUGUUUACAUACAGGAAUCAGGUAUUGGGGCCCCUCGGAGGCCGAGGCUGGCACCCCAUCUUCCGCGCAGCCUCCCCCCUCCCAGACGUGCCCAUCCCCCUCGAAUCCAGUCAUGCCCCUCCCCCGCAGACACACCCCAAAGGCAGCCCAACCCCCACCCUUCCCUGACAUCCAAGCCCCUCCCCGUCUUGCCCUCUCCUGCACAGCCACCAGCAGCCAGCCCCCUCCGAUACACCUCCCGUCCUCCUACAGACCUGUGCGCCCCUCCCCCACUAUGCACAAGCCCCUCCUCUUGGCCGGAGGACACGCCCCUGCCUUUGCUCCCGAAUCCCUCUGCCUUCGCCUAGCUCGCCUCCUUUCUCGUGUAGGGGGGCGCUGCAGCCGGCGGCCCCGUGCACUCCUUCCAUGCCCCUCCCCUCCCAGGGCGGGGGAGGGGCGCGCUCCUUUCACCCCGGGAGCGCUGGAACCCGCCUCCUUCUCGCGCAUGCUUAAUUCUUCUUGGGAGGAGAGGGCUGGUCCCUGUCGAACCGCUCGCCUCCGUGGCCCGCUCCUGGGAGAAGCGGAGCGCGUAUAGAGCGAUCCUGAGAAAUCUUUUGAUCCGGGAGCCGCGGCUUCCUUUCAACCCGACGGGGCGUCACUGCCUUAAUGGGAGGAGCACUAGGAAAGGGGAGAAAGGGACUAGCUGGCCCGGAAGGGUUGGUUUGGAGCUUGGAACUCUUCCCAAGUCGCAUAGCCCCCUUUCGCUUACGGGGUCGCUCAGAUCCACGUGGACCCCCCUCACACCGACUGCUUGAAUGCCCCUACAGCCUAUCUUGGUCCUCAGAAACCUACCUUUCAUUCCCCCAUCUGGGAAUUGGGAAUAGGGGUCUUUCUCUGGAAAUCCACCACGAGAGGAAGGGGCUGCCCGAGAAAACUCAGAGAGAAGACAGAUACCAGUCUGUUUGGAGACAAGGUCCCUGCUUGCCCCCCACCCCGGGGGAAGUGCUCUGUCACCUCAGGGCACUCUCCCAACCUGAGCUCCUCCCAAAGCCCACAGCCCCUUGCUAUCACCCGAGUCCCUCUGUGCCCACAGUGACAGUAUUCAAUGGGAGAAACUGAGGCACGUUGCUACUAGCUGGUUGAGACUGAGGCGUGAUAGCAGAUGGAGUGGCGAGAAGAGCCCCACCUUUAAGCAGCUGGCUUGAGAGAGACCCAUCGACUGGACCAGUGAGACUGAAGGACGGUCAGAGCAGUGAAGGUGUGCCCUGUGCGCCUCAGUUUUUCCAUGCGAAAAAUAGGGAUAGCGCUGCUGUAGGAGGAAGUUGUGUCCAGUUCGGGGUGCCUUCUGGACCCUGCCCCUGAUGUUACCCCUCUUACUCCAACUCACCGCUCAAGUCCCGCCCCUCCGGCCUCCCCCACUCUUGCCCUCACUACCUGUAUCUCACCGGCGUGUGUUCACCCUCCCAGGUGUGCACACACUCUCAUUCACACACACAAAUCUCAGGAACAAACGGUCCCAGAGUCCUCCGGGACCCCUGCCCAGGGUCUCUGCAGGUCUCUGCCCCACGCGUUCCCGUCGCUGACAAAGCCACCAGCUGCCUACUUUAAGCUUGGUGCUCCGGCUCUGGGCCUUUCUCGCGCGUUCUUUCUUCUUCUCUUCUCUUCUCUUCUCUUCUCUCUCUUCUCUUCUCUUCUCUUCUCUUCUCUUCUCUUCUCUUCUCUUCUCUUCUCUUCUCUUCUCUUCUCUCUUCUCUUCUCUUCUCUUCUCUUCUUCUCUCUCUUUUUUAAGAAAAAAACAACCACAAAAAAAAAAAAAAAGACAAUGAAAAACCCCCAGAAAAUGUCAUGUGAGUGAAGAGAUGUCACUGUCUGUGGUCUUGGAGAACUAGUCUCAUAGCUGAGGGGAGGGAUCCCUCCCAUCUGGGGCACUGGCACCCGCCGCAGGACUUCUGCCAGUCUGAUGCGAGGACUGAAUAAAGUGUAUUUGCCCCGACCUUGCCCUGUGGUUCUACAUGUCUGUGCCUUUCCUCAACCCUCCCUAUUUUGACAAAUUCAAGUCCAUUGAUUUAGCACCAUACAGGAAGAGCUGGGGAUCCUAGGCCAAGGCACCUGGCCCCUCCAAGCCUCUGUCUCCCUCUAUCUCAGGACUCCCUGGUCUACAUUAAGGAUGGUAAACUCAUUCCUGCAGUGGCCAGACAGGUAACAAAUGAAUGAAAGCAUCUGGGUGGACACUGGCUUCAUGACCCACUUUCAAGGGGGCCAGCUGCUUACCUCCUGCCAGUUGUGAAUCAGAGAAUGCAGUCCACAGUGGCCAGGUGGCUAGAUUUUUCAAGAGUAGGUGGAAAUUUGGAUGUUUCUAUGAACAUCUCAAUUUCAAAAUGAAAGCUGACUGAAAUAUUUUUAAAUCCUUAUGGACCAAACGUAAUGUGCAGGCACUCCUGGUCCAAGGUGGCCAAUUUGACUCUGAUCUUAAUGAGGAUUAAGAAGCAGGGUUGGGCCACAUUGGGCUCAAAGCCCAGCUAUACCACUGAGAACCUGUGUGACCUUGAGCAAGUUUACUUAACCCUGACCCUGUAUGUGUAACUUGGGGAUGAUAGUACCUGCUGCAUAGGGUGAAAUGAAGUUUGAGGUGAGACCCAUUUAACAUGGUGCUCCAUAAAUUGUAUUACUCCCUUCUCCAGAGGAGGAAACAGGGUCAGAGUGAUGAGGCAACUUGCAGGACGGCCUGCAAGCAGCCAGAGUCAGAUAUGGGGCUCCAAAUCUUGGUUUUUGUCUCCUGGUGAAGUAUUACUGCCUCUCCCUUCCUGUUUGAAUCUGCAGAUGGUGUGUUAGGCUGUCAGCUCAGAGCCUGGAGUGGUCCCAGUGCCUGGCACGUAAUUGGCCCGAAGUAUAGAUUUACUGAAUGAGUAAAGAAAAGCAACAAGCCACUGUUCCUCUCCUUGAGAUUCUUACCAGUGUCUUUGGAAACAGACCAAAGCUAAUUUUCAAAACUCUUUUGCCCCCUGACACCCCUCCGCCUAAUUCUUCCUCUAACCAGAUCCAGUGAAUUCCUAAGGUUGGACAAAGCGUAGAAGAACCAAGGCUGAGUGUGCAGACCUCAUUCAGAGAGGGUAUUUGGGGACUGGGAUACCCAUAGAUGCUUUAAAGGGGGACUAUAGCAGGUUUGGGAGGACUGGGCACUUACAGAAAGGUGCCCUAGGGAUGGGGGGAGUGCAGGAAUUACAGUGACUGCUUUCUCUCAGCCUGUGCAAUUGGAAGCAAGAUGGCAAAAAGUGAGAAAAAAAAAAUCCUGUAAGAAAGAGUUGAGGUGUGGAAGACAGAUAAGUGUUUGUCACUCAGAACCCCCUUCGAGGAAGGACUUCCUGGCUGUGCAAAAUGUGGUCAGCUCUUUGAGGGUCUGCUCCAGCUGCAGAGAGCCACUGCUCUCAGGGCAGCCUGCAUCUGGUGUCUGAGUGAGAUCAGGUAUAACUAACUGCCUGGCCAUUUCGGUUCAGUGUGAGACACACUGGCAGGCAGUACUUGAACCUUCCCCCACCCCAUACUCACACCAGGGCCCCUCCAGGUUUGUGGAGGUUUUGCCAGGCCUGCAGGGCAGUUUGACUUCCUGUACCCAAUCCCGCUUCCUCCCUCUUCUUUUCACAGGUGUUUAUCCCUAAUAAAUACCUUACA